CUCCUACUGGCCGUCUUAUACGGAGGGAGCAACGGGCCAUGGCAGAGCGCCGUUACAACUUAGGUACGUUACUAAAGAAAUACCGGAAGCUAACGGGGUCCCUUUCGCUCCUAUGUCCGCAUCGGACGACAUCCUACCGGACAUAAUUCACAUCUCAGCCUCUUAGGGAUUUGCUAUAGUGUUGCACAGAAACACCUCGCUACGUUACCUUAGAUAUUCAUGUGGGGUGUAUAUAUCUUCUGGCUUAUCGAUUCAAGUAUUAGGUAGGGAGGUAGACAACCCAAAUCAAACUCAGCCAUCUUCGGGCCCCGGGGCACUAUUCAUAUCUUCAUAAAUCGGCAUGGCUCCGCAUAAUGUUCAAGACGAAGCGCCGUCGGAAUUCAACGAUGGACCUUUAGGGACCGAAAUACGGCCACCCACGCCGCCCCCUAUGUCCGCAAGCCCACCCCGAGUUGUGGUUAUCGGCGCGGGGUCGCGGGGUCAUACCUAUAGCCGCUGUAUCGGCGAGUCUAGCAACGGCGUCGUAGUCGCCAUCUGCGAGCCAGAUAAGUAUAAGCGCGACGAGUUCGUGCAGAACUACAUCAAGCGCGACGGCAAGACACUCCCCGAGGGCUCUAGCUUUAAUGAUUGGCGCGAUUUCGUCGAGUGGGAGGUGCGCCGUCGUGAGCGCGAGGCUGCUGGGGAUAAGCAUGUACCCGAAGGUGUCGAUGCUGCCUUCGUGUGUGUCCGCGAUGAGAUGCAUCACGAUGUUGUUAUUGCUCUCGCCCCGUUGGACCUGCACAUAAUGUGCGAGAAACCGCUUGCCGGAAAUCUAGCUGAGUGCAUCGCCAUGUAUCAAGCCCUAGCCCCUUUGCAGCCCCGCAAAGUCUUCUCCGUCGGUCACGUACUACGAUACUCGCCGCACAACAUACAACUCCGCAAGCUACUGCUCGAGGACCGCGCCGUCGGCGACGUCUUAAGUAUCGUACAUACCGAGCCCGUCGGAUACUGGCAUUUCGCACAUUCGUACGUCCGCGGCAACUGGCGCAAAGAGUCUACUACCGCGCCGUCUCUACUAGCCAAGAGUUGCCAUGAUAUGGACAUCCUGCUCUGGUUGAUGUGCUCGCCUACACGUCCCGGAUCUGACGAGCCCCCGCAUAUCCCUUCCGAAGUCGCAUCUAUGGGCUCGUUGCAAUUCUUCCGAAAAAGCCGGAAGCCCAAAGCCGCGGGCGCCGCGACGAACUGUCUCAGCUGUGCCGUUGAAUCCGAGUGCAUAUACUCAAGCAAGCGGAUAUACGAAAGCCCGCGGCACCGCGGUCUGGAGACAGGUAACAGGUCCUGGCCCAUCAGCAUCCUUCUCCCAGACAUCGAGAGCUUCGGCGGCGACAUCGAGCGCGCACGACCAGCCUUACUCAACCGUCUAGCCGAAAACUACGACGAGUCGACGCCGCAAGAAGAAAUCGAUGCGAAGAACUGGUUCGGGAGGUGCGUGUUCGAGUCCGACAACGACGUGUGCGACGAGCAAGUCGUCAACAUAAAAUGGGACGACGACCCCCUCCCCUCCACCACCACCUCCGGAGACUCCGUCGGAAACCGAGGCGCCAAGCAAGCGACCUUCCACAUGAUCGCGCAGACGAAGAAGCAAUGUGAGCGCUUUACCAACAUAUACGGGACGACAGGCGAGAUCUACGCGGACUCGUACAAGAUCACCGUCGAGGACUACAAGACCGGCACGACGCAGACGUACACGCCCAAGCUCGAGAGCGGGGGCCACGGCGGUGGUGAUCACGGCAUCACGCGCCAGUUCAUCCUGGCCGUCGACCGCGUCAAGAACCACGGCUGGGAAGCCCCGCGUGCCCAGAGCGAGUUCAUCGGCUGUAGCUUGGAAGAGAUCAUCCGCAGCCAUGCCAUAGUGUUUGCCGCCGAGGAUUCACGGAGGGGGCGCAAGUACGUCGAUUUUAAGGAUUGGUGCGCCGAGAAGGACAUCGCUGCUAUAGCGGCGUCUUAGACUGAUGAUUUUACUACCUACAUUCUGAUUAGUCCUAUAAGCAUUUCAAAGAGGUCCCUAGCUACCUAAUUUAGCUAUGCGUGGAGCUCUGGUCGUUCUGGCGUUUUUGCUGUGUAUCAUGUUGGCAUCCGACGAGCCAAGAAGCUGUUAUGAUGGUACAAAUCUUUGUCUCUUAAAUAGUGAAAAUUAUGUAU
This is a messenger RNA of Daldinia vernicosa, 2181 nucleotides long. Its product is annotated as NAD(P)-binding protein. The transcript has a single exon. The coding region runs from base 341 to 1987 and encodes 548 amino acids. NCBI's taxonomy places the organism in Eukaryota, Fungi, Ascomycota, Sordariomycetes, Xylariales, Hypoxylaceae. Gene Ontology annotation, molecular function: nucleotide binding. The record is from RefSeq and is a predicted model, not a curated record.